UAAGCCUUCCUGCCCUCCCCUCACUCCCGCAGCCGCCGCCGCCCUCGAACUCGAAGCCCGUCGCCUGCGCCUCAUCCCCGCCGCGUCGCCGACCCUCGCCGCCGGUCUCCUACCUCCGCCACUAUGGGGAAGACACGUGGUAUGGGAGCUGGGCGUAAGCUCAAGACCCACCGCAGGAACCAGAGGUGGGCUGACAAGGCAUACAAGAAGAGCCAUUUGGGUAAUGAAUGGAAGAAACCCUUCGCCGGAUCAUCUCAUGCCAAGGGCAUUGUUCUGGAGAAGAUUGGUAUUGAGGCCAAGCAGCCGAACUCUGCCAUCCGUAAGUGUGCUCGUGUUCAGCUGGUGAAGAACGGCAAGAAGAUUGCUGCCUUUGUGCCGAAUGAUGGUUGCCUGAACUACAUCGAGGAGAAUGACGAGGUGCUGAUUGCUGGAUUCGGUCGUAAGGGUCAUGCCGUGGGAGAUAUUCCUGGUGUCAGGUUCAAGGUUGUGAAGGUGUCUGGUGUGUCGCUGCUUGCGCUCUUCAAGGAGAAGAAGGAGAAGCCAAGGUCUUAGAUUGCUUUUUAUAGGCAAGAAUGGAGUAGACUGUCGAGGCUCUGUUUUUUAAACUUAAGUUGUGCUAGCAAUAGAGCUGUUCAUUCGGGGCUUUAUCUUUUGUUAGCAUUACAAUCGGGAGUUUUGUUUCCGUUUUGAAGAUAUUAAUAUUGCAUCGCCUGUGCUCCCAAAGUCUCUGUCUAUCCGAGCUGCAUCUCUUGGUGUUGCA
Messenger RNA from Panicum hallii, 760 nucleotides. Its product is annotated as 40S ribosomal protein S23. Gene Ontology annotation, biological process: translation. Gene Ontology annotation, cellular component: cytosolic small ribosomal subunit; ribosome. The transcript has 4 exons. The record is from RefSeq and is a predicted model, not a curated record. Lineage: Eukaryota; Viridiplantae; Streptophyta; Magnoliopsida; Poales; Poaceae. Gene Ontology annotation, molecular function: structural constituent of ribosome. The coding region runs from base 124 to 552 and encodes 142 amino acids.